GACCGAAUUAAAAAAAUAAACAACCGUUUACGUGCAGUCAUGAAUGGAAAGGGAGAAAAAAGGGAAAAGGUCAGAAAAACUCAGGGUAAAGGAAAAAGAAAGAAAAAAAAGAAAGAGGAAAAAAUCUAAAUCAAUACAUCCCCCAGUGAACACAGGAGGUGCACCACCAAUUGCACAAACAACAAUAUUCACACAAAUCUGCAGUCAUUUGACUGCAGCCAUGCUGGAGCACUGCCUUAAAGGGUUUUAGUGAAAGAAACCAACCCCAGGACUUAUUCUUCUUUUGACAAGCCUGUGACAUGGAUUCCUCUCAGGAUGGUGAAUCUUUUCCAAAUUGGGAUUUACUUCCUGAACAUUUACUUCUUCACAUCUUCUGCUAUCUUUCGGCACAGAGCGUCCUCAAUUGCUCCCAAAUGUGCACAAAGUGGUUGCGCAUCGCAUAUGAUGAAUUGCUCUGGAAGAAGCUUUUCUAUGCAGAGUGGAACAUUAACCGAGAUGUUGCCAUGUCUCCUGGCAAGAAGUCUUGGAUGGAGGAAUACAGACGUCUCUUAUACCACACACCCUCUGUUGAAAGUGAAGUUCUCAAGCAGCACAAUGACCAAGUUCUGCAUGUCAGCUUUUCUCAUGAUGGUUCCAUGUUUUCAACUUGUUCCAAGGAUGGUUAUGUGAAGGUGUGGUAUUCUUCCAAUCCUGUAACUUUAAGAUAUAAAUAUAACAUGAAGAACCUGACCUGGAAGUACACUCAGUUUUCUCAGUUUAAUGAAACGAAUACACUUUUGUUGGUGUCUGGAGUUUACUUUGGUGAAAUGAGCACUUCUGGAGAGAUAGCAGUUUUCAGCCUUACUGAUGAAUUUCAAUUACAGUGUCGUGUUUUGAAUAAACCUUAUGAUGUUUUUGGUACUUGGUACAAUUCAAGCUAUUUACUCUCUGGUCAUCUGCACUGGUUUGGUCCUGUACAGUCCUAUUGUGAUAUCUGGCUGAACAAAGCAUUUCAAGCAACUGACUCUGAACACGAGUCUGUUGUGAUGCUGAUGUACCGUUUCAAAAAUAUAAAUGCUAGUUCUAUUCGAGCUAUUAUGAUUGCAAACUGUAUGACAGAGGAUGAAAGUCAUUCUAGUGAAGAUUUAACUGCAAAUAACAGUACAGACGAUCAAGCAGAAGCUUUUAGUGAAAAAGAUGUUGAUUUGAGUGGUAAAAAUCCUAAAAACUCUGUUCCUUUACGGGUCUCAUCAUGUACAAGGGUUUCUAAUUGUCCUAAUUGCAAUAAAAGACGAGCUGAUAAAAUAUCUCAACAGAAGGCCACAUGUACAAAUGGUGAGCAAACUAAACGUAGCUGCAAGAAUCUUCAAUGUAUUAAUUUAAUUCAAAAUAGAAAACUUCAGAAUCAUAUGCUGGCAGUUUCUAAUGAUGACGUUGAGGAUAAAAAUACAAUUGAUUCUAGUGAAGAUUACCAAAAUACAGAAGCCACAAGAUUUGAUGAUUUAGACUCUGAUAUUUCUGAUACAUUAGUAAUGAAUUCUUCUGAUUCUGAAGAAUGUUUAUGUAUGUCUGACUGUUCUGGAGCUUCUUUAAGCAACAGUAAUCGCUGCAACAGCAGUACAAACAAUGAAUUAUUUGAAUCUAAACCUCUUGAAGAAAAAUUAAAUAACGAUAAAGAUUCAGAUAAAUGUUCUAUGCCUGGUUGUGUUCGAGAUCCAAGAAGCUGUUCUGCUGGAGUAUGGAUUCCCAAAAGAAAUACAAAUAUCCGCAAGAAUUUAAGGUUUUCAUCUGCUACAACUUCACUGAAAGAUAUAGAAGAAAUAUCUAAGAAGGCUAGUGACUCAAAGGAAAACUCAAAAGUUCAUGACAAAUACCUUAUUUUUACAACGGGUUCUAAAACUUACACACCUCAUCAGAUUGGUAUUAAAAAAAUUCAUUCUCUUGAAGCUGUACAUUAUGAAAAUGUGGAAGAGUCUGAAGAUGGUGUAAGGUUGCUCCCAAACGUGGAAGACAAUCAACCAGGAUCCCCUCACAAGUUUGACGAAGUCGAUCAUCUUAUCGAACUUGAUGGCCAUAUUAUUGGCAUGUGUUUGUCACCUGACCAUAGAUAUCUUUAUGUAAACAGCCGGCCCUGGCCUAAAAAUUGUAGCAUUGAAAAUCCACUAACACCACCUCCCAUUGCCCAGGAGAUUGAUAUCCAUGUGAUAGACUUGGUCCACAUGAAGGAAAUGGGCACCAUGCACAGGUCCCAUAAAGCAUACACUCCAAAUGAUGAGUGUUUCUUUAUUUUCCUUGAUGUCUGUGAUGAAUUUGUUGCGAGUGGUGCUGAGGACAAAUUUGGUUAUUUAUGGGAUAGGCACUAUGGUGUUUGCCUCCAAAAGUUCCCACACAAAGAUGUAGUGAACUCUGUUGCAUUUCAUCCUAAAAACCCUGAGAUGUUAGUAACUGUUAGUGAUGACUACACUGUAAAAAUCUGGCGUUCUCGUCAUUUGGAAAAGCUUUGUAAACAGGAAAGAGCUAGCAAUAACAAGGACCAAAUAACACCAGAGUUUGAAUGUAAUCUAACACAGACUGAACAGUUGAAUUCAGAACCACAUUGACCCUAGCAGUCAAAGUCAUACACACAAUGGCAGAAAGACAAGCAGAAACAGAAAAGCUUAAGGCAUAAACAUUUACAAUGAUAUUCAUUUAUUUUAAUCUCAGCUUGGCUGUAUUUUUGCUGGUACAAUAGUUUGUUUCAAACAUUCCUGCUUUAUUUAAACUUAAUGUAUCUCAAUUGUUAAAGAGCCUACCAAUUCAAUCAAAUUUUUUUUCACAUUGCGAAAUGGAAAUCCAACAUAUUUUCAUGAUAGUAUGUUUAGAUAGACAUCCGAUUGAUACAGUGUGUGUGUGUGUGUAUGUGUGUAUAUCUACAUACACACACACACACACACACACACACACACACAUAUAUAUUCACACAAA
Messenger RNA from Octopus bimaculoides (California two-spot octopus), 2943 nucleotides. Its product is annotated as F-box/WD repeat-containing protein 5. The record is from RefSeq and is a predicted model, not a curated record. Gene Ontology annotation, biological process: protein ubiquitination. Lineage: Eukaryota; Metazoa; Mollusca; Cephalopoda; Octopoda; Octopodidae. Gene Ontology annotation, molecular function: protein binding. Gene Ontology annotation, cellular component: Cul4-RING E3 ubiquitin ligase complex; SCF ubiquitin ligase complex.